AUUAAUAUUUAUUAUGCUUUAUGCUCUCUCAUAUCAUAUUACAUACAUAGCAUUACAUAACACACUUUCUUUGGGGGUAACGUUCUUUGUUAACCUCGCUCUCUCUCACUCCCUACUCCGUCAACUCUAGAGAGAGACACUCAUAUAUAUAUAUAUUAUAUAUUAUAUAUUAUAUUUAUAUAUGUGUAUAUAGAUAUAGAGACUAAGGAGGAGAAGAGGAAGCCAUAGCCAUUGUUUCAGAGGCCAGUUAGAAUCCCAUUUGAGAUAAAAUUUGAAUAAUAACAAUAAUAAAAAGAGUAAAAAUGGUGGCGGUGACCCAGAACGCCACGUGUACCUGAGGCAAAGGUCUUAGUUUGUUGGGGGAGAGAGGGAGAGGGCGUUCGAAGAUUAUUUGUAACGGGUCUUUCUUGAUUGGUUUGAUUCGAUUUGAUUAGAUUGAUUGGUGAGAUGGGCUCGAGCCCAAUUGUGGGUGGGCCGGGUGGUUCGGGCGGUUGCGGCGGCUGCGCUGGUAACGGUGUGGGUGGGGGUGGGGGCGGCGGCGGCGGCGGCGGCGGGGGUGGUAGCAAUGGUUCGAGCGGUGGGAGUUGCUGCCAUAUGAGCCUUAAGUGCUGGUGUAGGUGGAGAUGGGAACAGCAGCAGAGGUGGUGGCUCUUCUCAUCAUCGGGAUUCGUUUUCUUCCUCGGUUGCCUCGUCUUGUUCGGAUCGUUUGCUACGCUCUACGCCCGGUUCGCUUUCACGCCGGGAUUCCGUACCGGCAUGGCAACCGCCUCGCUCGGGUGUCAGGAGGACAAUGAGGGUUCAUGGUCCGUUGGUGUCUUCUACGGGGACUCACCCUUCUCCCUCAAGCCAAUCGAGGCUAUGAAUGUAGGGAACGAUGAAAGUGCCGCUUGGCCGGUUGCCAACCCUGUCGUGACGUGUGGUUCGGUUUCUGAUGCUGGUUUUCCUAGUAAUUUCGUUGCUGAUCCUUUUCUUUAUGUUCAGGAUGAUACUUUAUACAUGUUUUUUGAAACCAAGAAUUCAAUAACCAUGCAAGGGGACAUCGGUGUUGCAAAAAGCACUGACAAGGGAGCAACAUGGCAGCAAUUAGGUAUAGCUUUGGACGAAGAAUGGCAUCUUUCAUAUCCCUAUGUCUUUGAAGAACUUGGCGAGAUUUAUAUGAUGCCCGAGAGCAGUGAGAAAGGAGAACUUCGUCUGUAUCGUGCACUCAAAUUUCCUAUGCAAUGGAAACUUGAAAAAGUCAUUUUGAAGAAACCUUUUGUUGAUUCAUUUAUCAUCAAGCAUAAUGAAAUGUAUUGGCUCUUUGGUUCUGAUCACAGUGGUUUUGGAACCACAAAGAAUGGACAGUUAGAAAUUUGGUAUAGCAGCUCAGUUCUUGGUCCUUGGAAACAACACAGGAAAAAUCCUAUAUACAACACUGACGCAAGCUUUGGGGCUCGUAAUGGAGGGAGGCCGUUUUUAUAUGAUGGACAACUUUAUCGUGUUGGUCAAGACUGUGGUGAAACAUAUGGAAGACGAGUUCGGGUCUUUAGGGUGGAUGUUCUUACGAAAGAUGAUUAUAAAGAAGUGGAAGUUCCUUUAGGGCUUACUGAGUCAAGCAAGGGUCGGAAUGCUUGGAAUGGUGCUCGAUACCAUCAGCUUGAUGUUCAAAAGCUAAGUAAUGGAAAAUGGAUUGCAGUAAUGGAUGGAGAUCGGGUGCCUUCUGGGGAUGCAGUUCGCCGGUUUUUUGUCGGUUGGAAUUCAGUUGCAAUUUCUCUCCUGCUCAUUGCACUGUUGGGUUUGUUGACUGGAGCUGUGAAAUGUAUCAUUCCCCUAAACUGGUGUACUCACAAUUCAGGAAAGAGAAGUGAUGCAUUAUUGUCAUGGGAAAGGUCUUAUUUGUUUUCUUCCAAAGUGAGACGAUUUUGCAGCCGCUUGAACAGAGCAGCUUCAUACCUGAGAAAUAGGAUUAGACCUAAUACAUGUACUGGAAGACUAGUUCUUGCAUUAAUUUUUGUAGUUGGAGCUGUACUGAUGUGCACAGGGGUUAAAUAUAUAUAUGGGGGGAGUGGUGCAGAAGAAGCUUACCCAUGGAAAGGUCAGUACUCACAGUUCACUAUGUUAACAAUGACCUACGAAGCUCGGCUUUGGAAUUUAAAAUUGUAUGUGAAACACUAUUCCAGAUGCUCUUCAGUCAAAGAGAUUGUUGUUGUGUGGAACAAGGGAGUGCCUCCUAAAGUCAGUGAUUUUGACUCAACAGUACCAGUAAGGAUCAGAGUUGAGAAAGAGAACUCGCUGAAUAAUCGAUUCAAGCUGGAUCCACUGAUAAACACCCGAGCUGUUCUUGAGCUCGAUGAUGACAUUAUGAUGAGCUGUGAUGAUAUUGAACGGGGAUUCAAAGUAUGGCGUCAACACCCGGAUCGCAUUGUGGGGUUCUAUCCUCGACUUAUUAAUGGAAGCCCAUUGAAAUAUAGAGGUGAAAGUUAUGCCAGAACUCAUAAAGGGUACAACAUGAUCCUUACAGGGGCAGCUUUUAUUGAUAGUAAAAUAGCUUUUAGGAGAUACUGGGGUGAAGAAGCUAGGCAAGGUAGAGAAUUGGUAGACAGAUACUUCAACUGUGAGGAUGUGCUAUUGAAUUUCUUGUAUGUAAAUGCAAGUUCAAGUAGGACAGUAGAUUAUGUGAGACCAACUUGGGCUAUAGAUACGUCCAAGUUGUCUGGUGCUGCAAUUAGCCGAAACACGAAGGUUCACUAUCAGAUAAGAAGCGACUGCCUGCUCAAAUUUUCAGAGAUGUACGGUAAUUUGGCUGCAAAUAAGUGGGAAUUUGAUGGCAGGAAGGAUGGUUGGGAUGUAUAGUGAUAACAGCAGUACUACUUCACUCACAAUCUUCUUGUUUAUCCAUCUAUACUUUUGGUAAAGCUCUAGUUUUUCUCUUUCUCUUUUUCUUUUUUUCUUUUGUCUAUACACUUAUUUUUUCUUUCCUUCCCUCACUUGUGAAUUUGAGUUGGGGAUUUUGGCUUUUAAUAGUUUUUGGUCGUUGAGAUGUACAUUGGUGGUGUUCAACUUCAAGGUUUCCUCUUUUUACUUUUUUAAUGGAAAUUAAUUCUAGCGUGGCUUUCAAAA
This is a messenger RNA of Humulus lupulus (European hop), 3099 nucleotides long. Its product is annotated as glucosamine inositolphosphorylceramide transferase 1. Bases 448 to 2832 code for a protein of 794 amino acids. The record is from RefSeq and is a predicted model, not a curated record. Gene Ontology annotation, cellular component: membrane. The transcript has 4 exons. Gene Ontology annotation, molecular function: glycosyltransferase activity. NCBI's taxonomy places the organism in Eukaryota, Viridiplantae, Streptophyta, Magnoliopsida, Rosales, Cannabaceae.